AUGGGGUCUUCCAGGUGGAAGGUGGCAGCGGCGGUGGCUUUUCUCGUAGUAGUAGGGCCUUUUUUACCUGUCGACGCAGAUGAACACGACCACACGUACAAAGAUAAAGAGGAGGUAGUUUUGUGGAUGAACACUGUUGGGCCUUACCACAACCGUCAGGAGACGUACAAGUAUUUCUCUUUGCCCUUCUGCGCGGGCUCUAAGAAGACCAUCAGUCAUUACCACGAAACACUCGGAGAGGCCCUGCAGGGAGUAGAGCUGGAAUUCAGCGGGCUGGACAUAAAGUUCAAAGAUGAAGUCCUGCAGUCAACAUACUGUGAGAUUGAUCUGGACAAACCCAAACGGGAUGCUUUUGUCUAUGCCAUAAAGAAUCACUACUGGUACCAAAUGUACAUCGAUGACCUUCCCAUCUGGGGUAUUGUCGGUGAGGCGGACGAAAACGGAGAAGAACACUACCUGUGGACCUAUAAGAAGCUGGAGAUUGGCUUUAAUGGCAAUAGGAUCGUUGACGUCAACCUGACCAGUGAAGGCAAAGUGAAACUUGUGCCAAACACAAAGAUCCCCAUGUCUUACUCUGUGAAAUGGAAGAAGUCAGAUGUAAAGUUUGAGGACAGGUUUGACAAAUACCUGGAUCCAUCCUUCUUUCAGCACAGGAUUCACUGGUUCUCCAUCUUUAACUCUUUCAUGAUGGUGAUUUUCCUGGUGGGCCUUGUGUCCAUGAUUCUCAUGAGGACUCUGAGAAAGGACUAUGCCAGAUACAGCAAGGAGGAGGAGAUGGACGACAUGGCGAGUUCCCGUUUUGACAGAGAUCUGGGGGACGAAUACGGGUGGAAGCAGGUGCAUGGAGAUGUGUUUAGGCCAUCUAGCCACCCACUGAUCUUCUCCUCCCUCAUUGGCUCCGGCUGCCAGAUCUUCUCCGUCUCCCUCAUCGUCAUCAUCGUGGCGAUGGUGGAGGAUCUGUACACAGAGAGGGGAUCCAUGCUGAGCACGGCCAUUUUCGUGUACGCUGCAACUUCUCCCGUGAAUGGCUACUUUGGGGGGAGUCUGUAUGCAAAACAAGGAGGCCGGAGAUGGAUUAAACAAAUGUUCAUCGGGGCCUUCAUGAUCCCUGCCAUGGUGUGUGGAACCGCCUUCUUCAUCAACUUCAUCGCCAUCUACUACCACGCCUCCAGAGCCAUCCCUUUCGGCACUAUGGUUGCCGUCUGCUGCAUCUGCUUCUUCGUCAUCCUCCCGCUGAACCUGGUGGGGACGAUUUUGGGCAGGAAUCUGUCUGGUCAGCCCAACUUUCCGUGCCGAGUGAACGCCGUGCCGCGGCCGAUCCCUGAGAAGAAAUGGUUCAUGGAGCCGGCUGUCAUCGUGUGUCUCGGAGGAAUCCUGCCGUUCGGUUCCAUUUUCAUCGAAAUGUACUUCAUCUUCACCUCCUUCUGGGCCUACAAGAUCUACUACGUGUACGGCUUCAUGAUGCUUGUGCUGGUCAUCCUCUGCAUUGUGACUGUGUGCGUCACCAUUGUGUGCACGUACUUCCUGCUCAACGCCGAGGACUACAGAUGGCAGUGGACGAGCUUCCUCUCCGCCGCUUCCACCGCCGUUUAUGUUUACAUGUACUCCUUUUACUACUAUUUCUUCAAAACUAAGAUGUACGGGCUGUUUCAGACGUCCUUCUACUUCGGCUACAUGGCUGUGUUCAGCACUGCGCUCGGAAUCAUGUGUGGUGCCGUCGGCUACAUGGGAACAAGUGCCUUCGUGAGGAAGAUCUACACAAACGUGAAAAUCGACUAA
Molecule: messenger RNA, 1779 nt
Organism: Menidia menidia (Atlantic silverside)
Lineage: Eukaryota; Metazoa; Chordata; Actinopteri; Atheriniformes; Atherinopsidae
Source: the annotation of a GenBank genome assembly